Molecule: messenger RNA, 1131 nt
Organism: Helianthus annuus (common sunflower)
Lineage: Eukaryota; Viridiplantae; Streptophyta; Magnoliopsida; Asterales; Asteraceae
Exons: 9
Coding region: 1-1131 (376 amino acids)
Source: RefSeq, a predicted model, not a curated record
AUGGAUUCUGAAAUUUACAACGCAUUUGCUACCCCGAUCACUAUGGCUCAGAAUGUGAACUUAGAAAAUGAAAUGGGCACCAUGCAAAAACCGCCUAAGCUAAUGAAUAUCAAGGAGUAUAGUGGAUGGGAGGAAUGUUUCGAAAAUUGGGUUCAAGCGAAUCACUUAGAGGCGUGGGAAUGUGUUAAAGAACGAUAUGUUAGACCGAUUGAUGAAUACGGAGAGAUUGUUGCUAUUAAAGAGUUAGAUGAAAAAGAGAAAAAGAAAUACAAAAGUGAAAAGAUGAUGAUCAGUAUAUUGCAACAAGCCAUUAAGGAGGACAUCUUGAUCUUAUUGCAACACAACGAAAAUAAUGGUGAAUUUGAGAAUCUAUCGCUGAGCAAGUUUAUUGAAAAACUCGAAGUUCAAGAGAUGGAACAACGGAAGAUGGCGAAAAUGAAGAAUUCUAAUGGUGAACAGGACAUUGGUCUGUACUACAAAGGAAAUUCAACUGCUGAAGAUGAAAUAGUGUAUGCUUAUUACGAAUCUCAGCAAUUCAGUCCUAAAAAGAAAGAAGAAGAAUCAGUUUCAACAAAAGAGGCUUCAGAAAAGGUAAAAUGGAAGAGAUCAAAGAAAGACAUGCUGCGAAAAAAAAAGAAUCAUAAGGCAGCAACUGUUGAAGAAAAAAUCAAACCUGAGGAAAAUGUUCGAGUAGUAAAGAAGGAGGUUAACGAAAUUCCAGCUAUCAAGGUUGAGAAGGAAGCAGAUACUGAAAAGAUACCCCAGAACAAGUCAAGCAAUGAAGAAGAGAUAGCUAUGAAUACACUCAAUGGAGCGUUCAUGACGAAGCAGAAAAUCAUCAAUCAGUACAUUGAGAAAUGUGCUGAACUUGAACAAAAAUUGGAAACUCAUAGGAUAGAAACUAAGAGGGUAAACAGGAUUUACCCUAUAGUAGAAGGCAUGGAAGCGUUUGAAGAGAAGAAAUAUGAAGUAAAGAAUACUGGUGAUUUAGGUAUUCUUACAAGGAGAGUUGUUACAAGUGAUGAUGAAGAGGUUCCGGUGGUGAGAAGACAAAAAGUGAAAGAAGUGCCUAAAUUCAAGGUUGAGGAAGAAGUUGAUGCGAAAAAGAUUCCAGUGAAGCACAUCAACUGA